Messenger RNA from Cladophialophora psammophila CBS 110553, 1623 nucleotides. RefSeq lists its product as uncharacterized. The transcript has 3 exons. The record is from RefSeq and is a predicted model, not a curated record. Bases 1 to 1623 code for a protein of 540 amino acids. Lineage: Eukaryota; Fungi; Ascomycota; Eurotiomycetes; Chaetothyriales; Herpotrichiellaceae. Gene Ontology annotation, molecular function: monooxygenase activity; oxidoreductase activity, acting on paired donors, with incorporation or reduction of molecular oxygen; iron ion binding.
AUGCUGGGCAGAGUAGUGGUGUGGCUGGCGCUUGUCGCAGUCGCAGGUAUCAUUUUAUCAAAGACGCGCUCAGUGAGACCACCAAAAGGUUACCGGGAAGUACCUGGCCCCAAAGGCCUUCCGCUGAUAGGAAAUAUCCUCCAAGUCCCGAUUCAACCACGACACCAGCUGAUAUCAUGGGCUCAGCAGUAUGGAGAACUUUUUCGGCUCCGUCUAGGACGGUACAACUGGGUAUUCCUCAAUCACCCAGCAGCCAUAAAGGAGAUCAUGGACAGACAGGCUGCAUCGACUUCGGGACGCGUUCCAACCCCUGUGCUGAGUGAGCUGGUAUCAGGGGGUCGGCGUUUUCUUUUGAUGGGAAAUACCCCAACCUGGAGAAAGUUACGAGGUCUUGUUCAUAAACUCCUCACUCCGAGGAUGUCUGAGAAGUUCCGUCCAAGCCAAGAUUUUGAAGCAAAACAAUUGAUCUACGAUUUGUGCAAUUCUAAUCUCGACGACAAAGAAUUCUACAACCACAUUAGAAGAUACACAACUUCAGUCGUCCUCACUUCAACCUAUGGAAAAAGGGUGCCGACUUCGGAUAACCCAGACAUUGUCGAAGUCUAUGGCAUCAUGAAAGACUUCUCAGACACAACUGUUCCAGGUGCUUUCUGGGCGGAUGUCUUCCCGCCGCUCGCCAAGCUUCCAACAGCGCUUCAAUCCUGGAGGAAACGGGCAUUGCAGUAUCAAGAACGUCAGACCCGAGCAUGGAUGAAGUUUUGGAACGAUCUGAAAAUUCAAAUCGACCUGGGAAAGGCUCCGGAGUGCUUUGUGAAACAAUGGCUUGAAACUGACUGGGAAAAGCAGGAGAUCAGCGAGCUUCAGGCGGCGUACGUGGCUGGCACAAUGAUCGAAGCAGGAUCCGAGACGACAAGUUCGGCCUUGAACAGUUGUGUGAAAUACUUGGCAGCUUAUCCUCAUGUACAGGAGCGAGCCAAUGAAGAAAUCUCCAGAGUGGUGGGCGACGCCAGGUCGCCUACUUGGGAAGACGAGGAGAAGCUUCCUUACAUUCGAGCGAUGGUCAAGGAGAUCCUUCGCCUCAGGCCGGUGUCGAGUCUUGGCCAGCCUCAUAUGACUACGGCCGAUGUUUACUACAAAGACUACUUCAUCCCCAAAGGCACAGUUCUCGCUCUGUGCCAAUACGCGGUGCACUACGAUCCCGCCCGGUACCAAGAUCCCUUCGAGUUUCGGCCUGAACGUUAUCUCAACCACCCUCUCAAAGCCGGUGCGUAUGCCGGCGGAGAUCCAUUUGCUCGCGAUCACUUUGGCUUUGGAGCUGGCAGGAGGAUCUGCCCAGGCAUGCAUUUGGCCGAGAAUAGCCUGUUCAUCACCCUUGCAAAAAUUAUUUGGGCUUUUGACAUUCGUCCACCAUUGGAUGCUGAGGGGAGAGAAGAAACUGUCGAUGUAUCCGACAAUGCCUAUGAAGACACGGGAAAUAUAUUGCCUAGGCCUUUUCGGUUGCGUUUUAUCCCUCGAAACGAGGUUCGGAAGAGCAAACUGAUAGAGGAAUGGGAGCAGGCUUUACGAGAGGGGUACUACCUCGGGGAUGUGAAAGUCGACGCUCUUGGAAUGGUGGUCGAAUGA